GAGACGGAUGACGGGAUGGCCGCGACGACGUGGCGCGACGGGCAUCGGCUGCUCCGCAUCCACUCUCCACCACUCCUCCAUUCCCUUCCCAGCCCAAACCCAAAACCACGGGCAUCUCCGCCACGCCACGCCAAAGCCUACGCGCGCGAAAUGGCGACGUCGACCAGCCUCGCCGCCGCGCUGCCCUCGCGGCUCACCUCCCCGGGCCGCCGCGCCGCCCUCUCCUGGGCCACCUCCUGCGCGCGCCCUCACCCAGCCCGUGCCGUCUCAUCGGGCUGCAGGCUGGUCGUGACCUGCAACGCGCAGGCGGCGGCCCCCAUCAGCAUUGGGCAGGGGACGCCCGUCAGGCCGACGAGCGUGCUGGUGGUCGGCGCCACGGGGACCCUGGGACGGCAGGUGGUCAGGAGGGCGCUGGACGAGGGCUACGACGUCAGGUGCCUCGUCAGGCCCCGCCCGGCGCCCGCCGACUUCCUCCGGGACUGGGGCGCCACCGUGGUCAAUGCCGACCUCAGCAAGCCAGAGACGAUACCCGCUACCCUUGUUGGCGUUCAUACGGUCAUUGAUUGCGCCACGGGGCGGCCGGAAGAGCCCAUUCGAACGGUAGACUGGGAAGGAAAGGUUGCUCUAAUCCAGUGUGCUAAGGCCAUGGGGAUUCAGAAGUAUGUCUUCUACUCCAUUCACAACUGCGACAAGCAUCCUGAGGUCCCCUUGAUGGAGAUCAAGUAUUGUACAGAGAGGUUUAUUCAGGACACAGGUCUGGAUUACACCAUCAUCCGAUUGUGCGGUUUCAUGCAGGGCCUAAUUGGGCAAUAUGCGGUGCCUAUACUAGAAGAGAAGUCAGUUUGGGGAACUGAUGCUCCGACUCGGAUUGCAUACAUGGACACCCAGGACGUCGCUCGCCUGACAUUUGUUGCUUUGCGCAAUGAGAAGGCCAGCAAAAAACUCCUAACAUUUGCUGGACCACGUGCUUGGACAACUCAGGAGGUUAUUACAUUAUGUGAGAGACUGGCUGGGCAAGAUGCCAAUGUAACUACUGUCCCUGUUGCAGUCUUGAGAUUUACUCGUCAAUUAACACGGUUCUUCCAGUGGACAAACGAUGUGGCUGAUAGGCUGGCAUUUUCAGAGGUGCUCUCCAGCGACACUGUUUUCUCAGCUCCAAUGAAUGAGACAUACCAGCUUCUUGGGGUGGAGGCAAAGGAUAUCCUCACCUUAGAGAAAUAUUUACAAGAUUAUUUCUCCAACAUAUUAAAGAAAUUGAAGGGUCUCAAGGCACAGUCCAAGCAAAGUGACAUAUACUUUUAAAAAGAGGGAUUUCAACAAAAUUAUGACAUAUUUCUGAUGCAAAUAUGUGCGCCAAGACACAGAUGAGUGACUAAAAUUUUUCUUGUAUAUUUUUCAUUUUGUUGUGUAUGAGAAGGCACAAUCUUAUUAGGGCGAUGUGUAUAGAAUCCCGACACUUUGGUCGAUCUAAAAAUUAUGCAAAGCAGUCUAAAAGUCCUGAAUUCAUAGUGAA
Molecule: messenger RNA, 1513 nt
Organism: Aegilops tauschii subsp. strangulata
Lineage: Eukaryota; Viridiplantae; Streptophyta; Magnoliopsida; Poales; Poaceae
Product: protein HIGH CHLOROPHYLL FLUORESCENCE PHENOTYPE 244, chloroplastic
Source: RefSeq, a predicted model, not a curated record